Molecule: messenger RNA, 704 nt
Organism: Fusarium verticillioides 7600
Lineage: Eukaryota; Fungi; Ascomycota; Sordariomycetes; Hypocreales; Nectriaceae
Exons: 1
Coding region: 1-558 (185 amino acids)
Source: RefSeq, a predicted model, not a curated record
AUGCUUGCUCAAACCAUCUUCUCCAUUCUCGCCAUCGCCACUACUGGCCUGUCUGCUCCUGUUGAGCCCCGCAGCGACGACUACUUCGGCCCAGCCGAAAUCCACACCUACAACAUUAACAACGGAGCAAUUUACGACACAGACGAAGGUCGCGUGACCAAGGCCCCUGGCAACGGCGGUAACGACAUCACAACCCUCCUCACCUUCAAGUACCCCGAAGCAGCCAGGGGCAAGAAAUGCCAAUUCGCUUUCUACCUCGCUCCCGGCGAGAACGUCAUUGGUAGCAAGAAGCUUGAUCUCUACUCUAGCCUUGCACCCGCUCCUGGACCCCGUGCCGGCUGGGGCCCUGGUAACCAGCGCAAUGUCCACUUGGGACGCAUGGAUGUCAAGGUUGGAGGUUCUGCGACCUGGGAGGCUACUUACGGGCCGUACAUGACACAGAAGACGGAUUGCAAGAAGCCUGGUACUGUUGAGGGGCUUGAGCUUGUUGGUGUCUACGAUCUUGAUGCUAUCUACUGGAACCCGGCUAAGUCUGGCCCUCGUAUUGUUAUCAGCUAGAUCGGUGGAGUCGCUAGUCUUUGUUGGUGCUUCAGUUCGUCUGUAUAUAUUCUUUAACGCUAGACGGUAGCGCGUCUGUUUUGUCGGGAUUCUGAGUUAUUUUAGGAUUGGAACUUUGUAUGCAAAUCACAAUAUCAGUGCACUUC